Molecule: messenger RNA, 1761 nt
Organism: Cladophialophora yegresii CBS 114405
Lineage: Eukaryota; Fungi; Ascomycota; Eurotiomycetes; Chaetothyriales; Herpotrichiellaceae
Exons: 7
Coding region: 1-1761 (586 amino acids)
Biological process (GO): amino acid transmembrane transport
Cellular component (GO): membrane
Molecular function (GO): amino acid transmembrane transporter activity
Source: RefSeq, a predicted model, not a curated record
AUGGAUCUCAAGAACGACACAAAUGCGCUCGGCGAGAAGCAUGGCAACGAUGUUCCGGGUUACCGACGGGGCUCGCUCACUGAUCAUGCACGAGGUCGGCAGUUCAGCGUCGACCCUGAGGAUCGUGCUCUGGUGGUAGCCGACCAGAACGCGCUUCACCGCGAUCUGAAGGGAAGACACAUGCAAAUGAUUGCCAUUGGCGGUGCUAUUGGUGCAGGUCUGUUCAUUGGUUCUGGCGGCGCUUUUCAGAGUGGCGGACCUGCUUCUGUGCUUCUUGGCUUCAUGAUUAUUGGUUACUAUCUCAUGAUGCAGGCCCUCGCCGAAAUGUCCGUCAUGUAUCCGAUCAAUGGCGCCUUCACUAUGUACAUCUGUCGAUUCGUGGAUCCCUCGUUGGGAUUCGCUUGCGGCUGGGAGUACGCCAUCAGUUGGCUGACUGUCCUUCCCUUUGAGAUAUCGGCUGCUUGCAAUAUCAUCCACUACUGGCCAGGAUCCGAGGGUAUCAACAACAGUGCUUGGAUCGUCCCGCUGCUGGUCGCUUUGGUUGCUAUUCAGUUUUUCGGUGUGAGGGGUUAUGGCGAGGCAAGUUCUUCGAAAUUCGUCCUCAGUAUCAUCAAGAUUAUCGCCUGCAUAGGCUUCAUGAUCCUUGGAGUUAUCAUCAACUGUGGUGGCGUGCCAACAGAUGACAGAGGCUACAUCGGUGCAAGAUACUGGCAUUCACCUUACGAGGCAUUCCUCAACGGCUUUCACGGCUUCUGCAGCGUCUUCGUUACCGCGGCGUUCGCCUACACUGGCACUGAGCUGACCGGGCUGGCUGCCGCGGAAACAACGAACCCCAGAAAGGAGAUCCCGAGGGCGUCGAAACAGGUCGUAUGGCGUAUCGCGAUCUUCUACAUUGUCAACCUUUUCCUCGUUGGUUUGAUCGUACCCGAGAACAGUGAUUUGUAUACUGGUGAAGGUUCCACAUCGCGUCACUCGCCUUUUGUCAUUGCCAUUCAGCUUGCUGGCAUCAAGGUCCUCCCUUCGAUCUUCAAUGCGGUCAUCUUGAUCGCUGUCAUGAGCGUUGCAAAUUCAUGCACAUUUGGCUCGACCCGAACGAUUCAAGCUCUUGCGGCGAAUGGCAUGGGUCCGAAGAUACUCGCCUACGUCGACAGAAAGGGCCGCCCUCUGUCUGUGGUCAUUCUCCAGCUCCUUUUCGGGUGCCUAGCAUUCAUCAACUUGGCCGAGAAUGGUGGCACGAUCUUCAACUGGCUCCUUUCACUGUCGGGUCUUUCGAUCCUCUUCAUCUACGGCAGUAUCGCUCUUGCACAUAUCCGCUUCCGCGCAGCCUGGGCUGCUCACGGUCAUUCCUUGGACGAGCUCCCCUUCAGGGCCGCUUGGGGCGUCUGGGGCUCGUGGCUGUGCUUGUUCAUCAACAUCAUCAGUCUUAUCGCUCAGUUCUACGUCGCACUGUAUCCGAUCGGCGGGCCGUACCUGGAUGCCAACAUCUUUUUCCAACUCUACCUCGCUGGUCCUCUGCUCAUCUUCCUAUACUUUGUCUGGAAGAUUUACAGCUGGUUCGCCCGGCCAGCAGACCGCGCUUUGUUCAUCCGAGCAAAGGAUAUCGAUAUCUACACGGGCAUGAGGGAGGAACAGCGAAGUAGGAUCAGUGGCACAGGGGUGUCGGAGGACCAGAGGCGUGCCAGCAUCAUGGAGCUUCAGGAAGAAAAGAAGAAGAGGGGUGCUAAGGAUUGGGUUAUGGCGGCGGUGAGAAGUCUCAUCUAA